This is a messenger RNA of Zymoseptoria tritici IPO323, 1306 nucleotides long. RefSeq lists its product as uncharacterized. Lineage: Eukaryota; Fungi; Ascomycota; Dothideomycetes; Mycosphaerellales; Mycosphaerellaceae. The record is from RefSeq and is a predicted model, not a curated record. Bases 257 to 1306 code for a protein of 349 amino acids. The transcript has a single exon.
UCCAGCAAUCUCAUCGGCGCAUUUGACACAAAUUAUUCCUUCGAGCAACGACGCCAUCACUACAAACGUCAACCUUCGAAUCAUCACGCGACAAUAUCACCACCAACUAUACCCCACAAGACUCAUCUGCAAGGCUGGACCAGCAGACCUCACCGCUUCGAAUCGCCGACAACGACACUUCACCAAUUCCAACAUAGGUGGCUCACAAGCCCUCACUGAGCUCGUUCUCAGCUUGCACCAGCAGGUUAAGCCUUUGAUGUUGCUAGACCAUCUAACAGACGCAGCUGCCUUUGAAAUGUCCUCGAGGAGUUUCUUCACUCCGUCUCCAACCGUCGUCAUGCCAGCCGCACCACCUCAGCAGUACUUCGCCAGCACUCACCAUCCCGGACAAAACAGCAUCGGCUCUGCAUUCACCACCAACGGCAACACUCCUUCCACCAACGGCUUCACCAAUCCAUUCACUUCCAAUGCCACCACUCCGGGCUCGAUCGCAGGACGCAAACGCUCGAGAGGCGACAUCUUCGAUGAUGACGAGGACUCUGGACCACAUGCCGACGGAUCGAUCGCUACUCCGAACGCCGACGAAAUCGCAAAGCCACGAGGCAAGCCAGUCUACGGUCCUGGAAUGACUCUCAUCUAUCCCGAAGACCCGGGCUAUGCAGCAGCAGCUGAAUCGCAAUCUGGAACGUGGGUCGAGGAGGACGCGGAGCGACAGCCAUUCAAGCUUGCGAGCAUCAAGCGACCGUCUGUCACGAGCCGCAAAUCGCAACGCAUGGACUCGCGAGCCACUCUGCCCGGCGCCGACGACCUUGCGCAACUCGUACUUCCAGCGCAAAUGCGUGAGGUCACGACCGAGCCACUCAUCGACGAAACCACACGCUCGCUGGGCAUCAGCUGGACACGCAUGGAUCGAUCCGAGGCGCUUCAGAUCAACCAGAGAGCCUACUCGAAGUGGAUCCAAAACCACUACCCGCGUCUGACCGAUGUUAGCAUCUGGUUUGAGAACAGCGCAAUGCCUGCUUACCUCGUGGCGGCAAAGAAUGCAUACAACGGCCAGCACGAGUACUACAUCUUCGCCAACGACCUCACCGAAGCCCAGUUGGUGACCACCGACCCGAGUCAACUGAUUCCUCGGCUCAAGAUGCUUCCGGCUCUUCAUCUUGCCGCUCCUGGUGGUUUGAUCAAGGCUGAGACCGACCCCAUCACUGCGGCUCAGAACGAAAACAACAUACAGACCGGCUUGGCCGUAUCGUACGAGGAGCAGCCCGCUGGUGGUUGUGCUGCUCACGCUAUGGAGCUGGACUGA